Molecule: messenger RNA, 1599 nt
Organism: Exophiala spinifera
Lineage: Eukaryota; Fungi; Ascomycota; Eurotiomycetes; Chaetothyriales; Herpotrichiellaceae
Exons: 1
Coding region: 1-1599 (532 amino acids)
Source: RefSeq, a predicted model, not a curated record
AUGCAAAGCAUCUACCAUCAAGCUGAUUGCGUUCUGGUAUGGCUAGGUCUCGAGGACGUGAGCAACUCAAAGAUCAUGCACCUCUUGAAGCGCAUCGACAAAAGCCACCACCCCGCAAGGGUGAGGGACGGUAGAGAAUGGCUCCCAGACGGAAAAUGCCUCGACCGCUACCGCUCCGAUCUAGUGGCGUUCUUACGCAACGCUUAUUUCCGACGUGUGUGGGUGAUCCAGGAAAUCGCGCUCGGCUCUGAAGUCUUUGUCGUGUGCGGCUCGCAAGGGGUACGGUGGAGCGCUCUCGAUGCCCUUGUGGGUUGUAUAUGGAAAGAAACUCCGAUUCGUGGACGUGCCAUCGAUCAUCUCGCACAGCUUUGUCAAAGUCGCUCCAGGCGGCUUGAAGCGCAACCCGUCAGCCUUCUCCAGGUGCUGUCCGAGAGUCGUGAGGCCGAGGCCACCGAGCCAAGAGACAAACUCUACGGGAUCCUGAGUCUGGCUUUCGACUCCAGUCUGUACGUGAUCCAACUUGACUACAGUCGGACCGACUCGUGUGUCUGUCUCGAGGUCACCCGGGCGGUGAUCUGGGCCAAAAGAUCGUUGGACAUCAUCUUUGUGAGCUCGAGGCGCGAGAAAUCCAGCCUCAGGUUGCCUUCCUGGUGUCCAGACUACCUUCAUUGGCCUGGCGAUCCAGCCUGCAAUCAACUCGUCCCGUACGUGUCGGGCCUCGACAGCCGCGCCUCAGGAGCACCGGGCCCGGCCAAAUGGCGAGCUUCAGGAGGCAGCCUGGUCAACAGAGACGUCGUUAGGAUCCAGCAUCGACUCCUUCUGACAAGGGGCAUCAAGAUUGGAACAAUCAAUGGGCUUGGAUGUCUGCCGCGCGAGAGGUGCAAGCCUUGUCACACUGGCGACUCGUUCCGACCGUGUAGUAGAAGCGAUCGCGCGCUCUUCUCAGCGAUAACUCGCACCCUGGGGCUGCAUGGGUGGUCUUCUCCACAAGCAAACGCCAACACAGACAACGGCGAUGGAAUUUCGAGGCUGUUCUACUAUCUGUAUACUUUCGACACGUCGCGAAAAGCCGGUUCCAAGAACAGUCGAUACUUCAAAGAGAGAUACUCCACUAUCAUCGACUGGAGGGAGGCCAAUAGGAACUUUCGGGUCUUCGGAAAGACGCUGGGAGAACGAUCGAACAAUAUGGACGCUUCUCUGUACACGGGAGCCUUCAGGGACAGCGUCCACGCCCUCAUACGAGCGGCUAUGAGAUCUGGUGAUAAUGCUUGGAUCAACCCUUGGAACUAUGGCCAUACCGGUCACAGACUCCCGGCGGAGCUCGGUGUAGCACUGGACGGGCUCCAGUCGCUGAUAAGGGCAGAACUACGAUUAAUGACGACCAGUAAAGACGACGUUGGGUGGGCUCAUCCCGAUGCCCGGCUCGAUGACGGCAUCUGGCUGCUCCAUGGCUGUUCCUUGCCAGCCGUUUUGCGUCCGUCAGGAAGCCAUGAAGACGAGCAUAUCCUCGUGGGAUACGCUUACGUUGAAGGCGUGAUGAACGGCGAAGAGUGGAUGCGACGUGAGACUAGGGAUCUCAGGCAGGUUGUGCUAUGCUAG